GCUCAAUAUCUAGACACACUCUUCGCCAGCUGAUUUCUAACAGUGCAGACGUGUACAGUAAUUUUAACAGUUGGCGUGCUUUAUUUUUCUCAUCGGAUCAUAUCAACUCUUGUUUAUUAUAAUAUAGGAUUUUUAAGGGAAAAAAUGACAACCGUUGAGGAACUGAAGCUGCGAAUCCGUGAGUUAGAAAAUGAACUAAUUAAAUCUAAACAGAAGCAAAGUGAUGCUGAACAUCAUCUCAGACCAAAGAUUGUUAAAAUGAGUGCUGAAGUCGUAGACUCAAAUCCAUACAGUCGUCUAAUGGCACUCAAAAGGAUGGGCAUAGUUCAGGACUACGAGAAAAUCCGCUCGUAUGCUGUGGCAGUGGUGGGAGUUGGAGGUGUGGGGAGUGUCACUGCAGAAAUGCUCACCAGAUGUGGCAUUGGUAAGUUGCUGCUGUUUGACUAUGAUAAGGUGGAGCUGGCCAACAUGAACCGCCUCUUCUUCCAGCCACAUCAGGCAGGGCUCAGUAAAGUUGAGGCUGCAGAACACACUCUUAGAACAUAUGUGCACCCGUUUAUAAAACAUUGGUUAUUUCUGUCAAAUCUCAGAUGGGUGGGAAACAGUGAUCUGAUCCAGUUGUGUGUGUGUCAGUGUGCACCUCCCCUCGUAGUGGCUGCAAAUAUCGACGAGAAGACGUUGAAGAGGGAUGGAGUGUGUGCCGCCAGUCUGCCCACCACAAUGGGAGUGGUCGCCGGGCUCCUUGUACAGAAUGUCCUGAAGUAUCUGUUGGGGUUUGGGACAGUGAGUUAUUACCUGGGCUAUAAUGCCAUGCAGGAUUUCUUCCCGAGCAUGGCAAUGAAGGCCAACCCACAGUGUGAUGACAGACACUGCAGACGACAACAGGAUGAGUACAAGAAAAAAGAAGCAGAGCGGCCGAAGCAGGAAGCAGUACAGGAAGAAGAAGAAGUAGUGGUGCAUGAGGACAAUGAAUGGGGCAUUGAGUUGGUGUCAGAGGUGUCAGAGGCAGAGCUACAGGACGCAUCAGGACCGGUGCCAGAUCUACCGGAGGGCAUUACUGUAGCCUACACCAUACCUGAGAAAGAUGGAGGAUCAGGGGAGACGGUGGAGGAAACAGACCAGAGUUUAGAAGAGCUGAUGGCUCAGAUGAAGAAGAUGUAAGGAAACAACAAGCAAGAGGAAAAUGACUUCCUUGAACUCUAACAGAGACACUAAAGACAAACUCGUUAUUAUUUUGUACUUAUACACAUGUAACAUCUGAGGUCUCAUAUUAAAUGAGUUUGGAUUUAGUUUUUUUAUUCUGUUUUUGCAAGCAGCCUGUAACACUCAAGAUGUUUACAGGUUUACUUCAACUGAAAGUCUUAAUACUGAAUUGCCAUCACUGUUGAUCUUUUGUUUUCACAGUGUUAAUGUUUCAGAGUUGGCAUGGAAUGGUUAAUAGAACUAAUCUGAAUGAUUGAUUUAAAUAGCUGUUGUUAACAGCUAUGCGACGAAAACAGAUAAGACUUCAGUCACACCUCUAAAUAUGUAAUUGUCAUGUCUAAUAAUGAAUGUGCUUGUAGACACCCAGCCAGCUGUUAUAAAGAACACAACUAAAUUAUUUUCUGACAUUUCAUCAUCGGCCUGAUUCUGACUGCUGUAUUGAAUGGGAUAACAUUGUAAUAAUGCAAAAGAAAAAAUAAAUUUGUUGUUACAUUCCAUUUUGCUUUUCCUGCAUUUAAACUAGUAGAUCAAUUGAAAGAAGCUUUAGUGAGAGUUGUGAAAUCCGUUUUCCUCUGCAUUGAGUAAAAACCUCUACAACUGUUAUUUUCAUUCAAUUAUGCAUUUAUUGGUAAAUAAUACACAAUGAUAUUAUUUUGUGCAUGGAUCAUGUGCAUUAGAAGAAUUUGGGUAUAAAAUACACCUCUUUUGGCAGUGAAUAAAACGUCUCUUAAGUCCUGGCACAAAUUGUAAGACAACACUGUGAUGCAAUACAAGCCAUAAUGGAAGUUUAGAGUAAAUUAUUAAAUCUAUAGCAUGUUUUACCAGAAUCCAACAGUUCAAAGAUGAUUUUGCUACAAAAUGAGGCACAUUAGACUG
Molecule: messenger RNA, 2079 nt
Organism: Sinocyclocheilus anshuiensis
Lineage: Eukaryota; Metazoa; Chordata; Actinopteri; Cypriniformes; Cyprinidae
Product: ubiquitin-like modifier-activating enzyme 5
Exons: 9
Coding region: 145-1161 (338 amino acids)
Biological process (GO): protein ufmylation
Cellular component (GO): cytoplasm; cytosol
Molecular function (GO): UFM1 activating enzyme activity
Source: RefSeq, a predicted model, not a curated record